This is a messenger RNA of Phaeoacremonium minimum UCRPA7, 1260 nucleotides long. Its product is annotated as putative elongation factor 1-gamma protein. The record is from RefSeq and is a predicted model, not a curated record. The transcript is spliced from 4 exons. The coding region runs from base 1 to 1260 and encodes 419 amino acids. Gene Ontology annotation, biological process: translational elongation. Gene Ontology annotation, cellular component: nucleus; cytoplasm. Gene Ontology annotation, molecular function: translation elongation factor activity. Lineage: Eukaryota; Fungi; Ascomycota; Sordariomycetes; Togniniales; Togniniaceae.
AUGUCUUUCGGAAAGCUCUACACCUACGAGGCUCACAUUCGCGUCCUCCAGGCUAACCCUCGCUCCACGGGCAUUCUGGCUGUCGCCAAGGCCAACGACGUCAAGCUCGACAUCGUCGACACCGACACCAAGAAGCCCACCGCUGAGUACCUGAAGCAGAACAAGCUCGGCAAGGUCCCGACCUUCGUUGGCGCUGACGGCUAUGUCCUCUCUGAGUGCAUUGCCAUCGCCAUCUACAUCACCUCCCAGAACGAGAAGACUACCCUCCUGGGUAAGACCAAGCAGGACUAUGCUUCCAUCCUCAAGUGGAUGUCCUUCUUCAACAGCGAGGUCCUCCCUAACCUCGGCUCUUGGUACAGCCCUCUCCUGGGCAAGGAGCCCUACAACAAGAAGAGUGUCGAGGAGGCUUCCCAGAAGGCUCUGAAGGCCAUCUCCGUUGUUGAGGAGCACCUCCUCUACAACACCUUCCUCGUCGGCGAGCGCAUCACCCUUGCCGAUCUCUUCAGCGUUGGCAUCAUUGCCCGCGGCUUCCAGUACUUCUUCGGCAAGGAGUGGCGCACUGCCCACCCCAACGUUGCCCGGUGGUACGAGACCGUCUACAACCAGCCCAUCUACUCCGCCGUCGCCGCCAAGUUCGAGCUGCUCGACGCCCCCAAGCUGACCAACGUCGCUCCCAAGAAGCCCGAGCAGCCCAAGAAGGAGGCCGCUCCCAAGGCUGCCCCCAAGCCCAAGCCGGCUGCCGAGGAGGAGGAGGAGCCCGCUGCUGCUCCCAAGCCCAAGCACCCGCUUGAGGCCCUGCCCAGAGCCACCUUCCCUCUCGAUGAGUGGAAGCGCUACUACUCCAACCACGAUACCCCUGAAGCCCUGAAGUGGUUCUGGGAGAACAUCAAGUUGGACGAGUACACUCUGUGGAGAGUCAAGUACAAGUACAACGAUGAGCUUACUCUGACUUUCAUGUCCAACAACCUGAUUGGCGGCUUCAACACCCGUCUGGAGGGAUCCCGCAAGUACCUCUUCGGAUGUGCCUCCGUCUACGGCCAGACCAAUGACUCCGUCAUUGAGGGUGCUUUCGUCAUCCGUGGCGAUGACUACAAGCCCGUCUUCGAGGUCGCUCCCGACUACGAGAGCUACGACUUCGAGAAGCUCGACCCCUCCAAGCCCGAGGACAAGGAGUACGUCAACGACCAGUGGACCUGGGAGAAGCCCGUCAUUGUCAACGGCAAGGAGUACCCUCAUGCCGAUGGCAAGGUCUUCAAAUAA